Molecule: messenger RNA, 1639 nt
Organism: Nylanderia fulva
Lineage: Eukaryota; Metazoa; Arthropoda; Insecta; Hymenoptera; Formicidae
Biological process (GO): rRNA processing; negative regulation of transcription by RNA polymerase II
Cellular component (GO): nucleolus
Molecular function (GO): DNA binding
Source: RefSeq, a predicted model, not a curated record
AGAAAUAAUAUUAUUAAUAAUCUAAUAAUAUUAUUAAUAUUUGCGUACAUUUUGAAGUAAGCUGACAAAGAUUAGAGCAAAGAUAUCCUAUUAGCGCCACCUAGUGGCCGGCGUCAUUUUGUAGUCAGCUGCGUGCUUCAUGUGCUCUGUCUUUAAUUUUAUUAGCAUGGUUGUCUUUACUUGUAACCACUGUGGUGAUUCAUUGCAAAAGCCCAAAGUGGCUAAACAUUAUCAAUUUAGAUGCCGGAAUGUACCCUUUUUAACAUGUGCGGACUGCUUAAAAGAUUUUCGGGGUGAGGAAUAUAAUGUACACACCAAAUGCAUAACCGAAGCCGAACGAUACGGCGGAAAAAAUUAUGUUUCAAAACCUAAUGCAAAUAAAGGAGAAAGAAAACAGCAGGAAUGGAUUUGUGUUGUUAACAAUUUGUUGAGUGGAAUAACAAAUUUGUCCAAGGCAGAAAGAAACUUUCUUAACACUUUAUCAAAAUAUGAUAAUCUACCAAGGAAGAAGGUUAAAUUCCUUAACUUUGUACGCAGUGCAGUGGGCAAUCGUGUAAAUAUGACAGUUGUGGAGAGCGUCUGGGAUAAAAUGGAAACUGCGCAUAAACAAAAUCAAGAGUCUGUUACACAAACUCGAGAACAAGACACUACGCAGAUUCCAGAACAAAAUAAUGUAGAUGAGACAACAUGUACUCAAAAUAAAGAUUUGAAUCAUUCAUUUGACAAUCAAAAUAUUGUUGAAAAUCAAAAUAAUGAAAAUAUAUGCAAAGAAAAUGGUUCUUCAAAGCAACACAAUGGAAAUGGUGAAGUAUGCGAGACUAAUGGUGAUAAUGUGUGUGAGAGAAAAUCUAAGAAACGACGAUUGAAAUCAACUAAUGAUCAAAUAGCAGAGGAUGUCCAACCUGCUGCAAAGAUUUCAAAAACAUCUACUUUAGAGACAAACGAAAAUGAAAAGAAUAGUAGUCCGUUUGAUUGGAAAAAGAUUGUUUUAGAUGUUGUACAAGCUAAAAAUGAAAUAUCUUUAAAGAAAUUACAAAGCAAAGUGAUUAAAAAAUAUAAAUGUUAUGUUUCUAAUACACAUGAUGUAAGUAAUCUGACUGAUGCAGAAUGUGAAGAAGCUAUUAGAAAGUUUAACAAAACAUUGAAAAAGAUGAAAAAAGCAUCUGUAAUAUAUAUUCUAGAAGAUAUAGUAAAAUUACCACCCUUAGUUGAAUAAUCAUUUUCAUACAGGUGUCAGCGAAAAAGCAAAACAGUAAAUACUUAAUGAAAUAACAGCUGUCGGAAGAUAUGUAAUCUUAUUACCUAUAUACAUAUAUGUAUAUUUAUAUAUAUAUAUAUAUAUGAGUGUAUAUUAAUAUUAAUUGCUUAGAACACAAACUUUGUAUCACCUUCAGAAACAAUAUAUACAGUCUCUUAAUUUUUUCUUUAUGUAUUUUAUUUGUAAUUAAUGAAAAUCAGAUGGAAAGUCAUGUAAAAAUUUUUCAGAAUACCAUGCAUGAUCACUCAUAGUUGCUAAAAGACCCUUUGUAAGUACUUUGCCAUUGCUAGCUCCAAAAUAGAUCGGUUGCUGAUCAUACAACUGUGUCACUGUUCCUCCUAAAGCACUAUAUUGAAAAUAAAAUAGAUAAAUAAAAUGGAA